ACGACUGUGUAUCAAUGCACAGAUGGAACCAUAUCAUCAAGUUCACCGGUGACACGACCGUGGUGGGUCUCAUCAGCAAGAACGACGCAUAAAAGCUUCUUGACUUGAAGUCAUUUUAUACCAUUUUACCUCUUAAUCGAACAUGAACGACUACUAACUGUAGACUAAACCUCCAACCCAAGAGUCUUAAUACACCGUAUUAAUUUGCCUUGAUUAUACUACACUGUUUUAUAUUUCAUCCAAUAGGUGGCGCUGUAUUUUAGUAUGUUGCUGUUUGUUAUGUCCUACCCGUAUUCGACAAAUCUGUUCUCUUGGAUUGUGAUUGGUUAGUUGCUCUUCGUCUACGCGAGAGCUGGAUUAUUUUAUCCAAUCAGACCCGUGGAGGCGGGACUUUCUGUAAUACGGGUAGGAAAGAAAGCAACGAACUCUUGAAGGACCAAAAGCGUGAGAUUCACCUUGCUAAUGUCUUUAUCUAAUGUGCGUUAUUACUGUUCUGUGCAGUGUAUUUAGAUCCUACAAUGAGCAGAUAUGUCCUUCCUGUGUCUGUGUUCGGGACUGUGUUCGGCUGUGCUGUGCUGCUAAAGAAUCAUUUGACAGGAGGCUCCUGUCCAAGUAAAACCAAGAUCCAUGGAAAGACGGUGGUUAUAACUGGGGCCAACACCGGGAUCGGAAAAGAGACGGCCCGAGAGCUGGCCAGGAGAGGAGGAAGGAUUAUUAUGGGAUGUCGGGACAUGAAGAAGUGUGAGGAAGCAGCGUAUGAGAUCAGAGGUUCUACCCUGAACCCCCAUGUUUACGCCAGACACGUUGACCUGGCUUCAAUUAAAUCUAUACGGACAUUUGCUGAGAAGAUUAUCCAAGACGAGGAAAGAGUGGACGUUCUGAUCAACAAUGCUGCAGUGAUGAGGUGUCCUCCAGGGAAGACUGAAGAUGGAUUUGACAUGCAAUUUGGAGUCAACUACCUGGGCCAUUUCCUCCUGACCAACUUGCUGCUGGAGAAGCUGAGAGACUCCGCCCCCAGCAGAGUGAUCAACUUAUCGUCUUUGGCGCACAUCGUCGGCGAGAUUGACUUUGAGGAUCUGAACUGGGACAGGAAGAAGUUUGACACGAAAAAGGCGUAUUGCCAGAGCAAACUCGCCAUCGUGCUGUUUACACGAGAGCUUGCACGCAGGCUUGAAGGUACUGGAGUCACGGUAAAUGCCCUGCACCCUGGAGUUGUUGCCACAGAUCUGGGUAGACACACUGGCAUGCACCAAUCCCAGUUCUCCAGCACUGUGCUCAGUCCAGUCUUCUACCUGCUCAUAAAGUCACCCGAACUUGGUGCGCAGCCCAGUGUCUACCUGGCUGUUGCCGAGGAGCUGGCGGGCGUGAGCGGUCGUUAUUAUGACGUUAUGAAGGAGAAAGAACCCGCCCCUCAGGCUCUGGACCAGGAAGAGGCGGUCAGGCUCUGGGAUAUCAGCACAUCUCUGGUGGGUUUAGAGACCACUGUUUCUGUACAAACAUCUUCUCCAGAGACCGUAACGCAAGUUCUGCCGGAGCAGAUCCGGACACGUCCUUCAGAGCCCACUCCUGCUGUCACUAGCAUGUAAGAGGCUGUGAGGCAAAGUGAUUUCAAAUAGUACGUGUUACGGAACUGAAAAUCGCUGCUACAUGUGGAAACUGUUUAUGGUGACUUCUUCAUCACACAGCAAAUGAAAAUGUAUAACAGUCUUUUUACGUACCAGUUGAGCUGGAACAUCUUUUUGGAAUUAAAAGUAUAUAUUUAAAACAA
This is a messenger RNA of Tachysurus fulvidraco (yellow catfish), 1768 nucleotides long. RefSeq names its product retinol dehydrogenase 13. The transcript has 7 exons. The record is from RefSeq and is a predicted model, not a curated record. Bases 519 to 1586 code for a protein of 355 amino acids. Gene Ontology annotation, molecular function: oxidoreductase activity. Lineage: Eukaryota; Metazoa; Chordata; Actinopteri; Siluriformes; Bagridae.